Molecule: messenger RNA, 3019 nt
Organism: Dermatophagoides pteronyssinus (European house dust mite)
Lineage: Eukaryota; Metazoa; Arthropoda; Arachnida; Sarcoptiformes; Pyroglyphidae
Gene: Rcd1
Product: Reduction in Cnn dots 1
Biological process (GO): positive regulation of transcription by RNA polymerase II
Cellular component (GO): NSL complex
Source: RefSeq, a predicted model, not a curated record
AACGGAAUAUUUUUUGUUCGAAACAAAAAAAAAAUAUUUUGAAAGAAAAAAAUGAUGAAAUUAGAUUCACCGUUUAUCAAUGAAAUGAAUGAUCAAAUAUCAUCCGAAUCAACGAAUAUUAAUGGAAAAAAUUCGGAAAAAAUUUCAAAAUCAUCACCAUCAGUAUUUGACAGUGCACAACGUGUUCAAAUUCAACAAUAUCUGCAUACAGUUUCUGGACAAUUAAUUAAGCCAACAAUUCAAGAAAUUGAACAUAAUUAUGCAAAAUGUCCACAUAUAAAUCCAGAUCCACAGAUUUAUGCACAACCAACCAAAUAUCUUUUUAUGAAACAUUUUCCUCGACAUCUAACUGGAUCAUCAUCAUCAUCAUCGAAUAAAUAUCAACAACAAUCGGAUGAUGAUAUCGAUGUUGUUACAUAUGAUGAAAUGAAAAAGAUUCCAUUUCUAACACCAAAACCACCACCUAUACCGAUAAAAAUUGAUGAAGAUAUUGCUGAAAUUGAUUCAUCCAUUACGGAUAAAUGGACAAAUGAAAAGAAUAAACUAUGGACACGUGCAACAAAAAUUAUUCAUUCAGAUCGUAUGGCACGUUUAUCAUUUGAAGGUCAUGUUAAUGAAGUACUAUUAAAACGUAAUCUACAAGAUCAUACUACACAAAAAUUUCGUGAAUUAUUUUCAUCAACAUUUUGGAAUUCAAAAUUAUUGGAAUGGUUACAUGAAACAUUACUUGAACAUUUGAAUAUAAAUUAUCAACAAGUUUAUAUUGAAUCAUUACAAAUUCUUCGGCAAAAAAUACCCACAUUAAUCGAACGAUUUUAUCAUGUUAAAGAUCGAAUUGAAAAUAAAAAUCGACCAACAUUGAAUGAUCCAUUAUUUAAUACAUUAAGUCAUUAUAAACCGAAAAAACUUCCAAGAAAACCAAUAUUUAUACUUGUACCGAAUGGACCGAAUCAAAAUUUAAAUCAAACUAAUUCUCCGCGUUUGAAAUAUUGGAGUUCAUUGCUUAGUUCGAUGGGAAAAUUAGUAUCAUUAUCUGUACCGGCUAAACCAACUGAUUAUAUUGCCGACAUACUUAACGAUAUACGUUAUGUUGUAAAUGAAAAAAUUAAAAAUUGUAAAAAUUCCUAUUCAUCAAGACCAGUAGUAUUGAUUGGAUUUAAUUCAGCAUCAGUACUUGCAGUACAUUGUGCAUUACAAAAUCCUCGUUCAAUUGCUGCUAUUGUUUGUUUAGGAUUUCCAUUGAAAACAAUUAAUGGUAAUCGUGGUGAAUUAGGUGAUACAAUUCUAGAAUUAUCAUGUCCAAUACAAUUUAUAAUUGGUGAAAAUUCUGUACUAACACCAUUGGAUGAUAUUGAAGAUUUUCGUGAAAGAAUGACACAUACAAGCUAUAUGCUUGAUCAUUUAAGUUCAUUAGAUAUUGAUGCUGAAAUACCAUAUGAACGUUUGACCGGUAUUAUCUGUACAAUUGGACCGGCAUCCAAAAAUGUUGAUAUAUUAGUAAAAAUGAUACGUUCCGGUAUGAAUAUUGCACGUUUAAAUUUUUCACAUGGUACAUAUGAUUUUCAUCGUGAAUUAAUUGAAAAUGUACGUAAAGCAGUAAAAAUUGCAGCCGCUGAUUAUGAUGAACAAUUUUUACCUGUUGCUAUUGCAUUGGAUACAAAAGGACCAGAAAUUCGUACCGGCCUAUUGGAACAAGGUCCAACAGCUGAAGUAGAAUUGAUUAAAAAUCAAAUGAUUCGUAUAACAGUUGAUGAUGCUUAUCGUGAACGUGGAUCAUCCAAAAUUCUUUAUAUUGAUUAUAAAAAUCUGGUUAAAGUUGUAAAUAUUAACAGUAAAAUAUUUAUUGAUGAUGGACUUAUUUCAUUGUUGGUCAAAGAAAAAGGUUCAGAUUAUCUUGAUUGUUUAGUUGAAAAUGGUGGUUCAGUUGGUUCGAAUAAAGGUGUUAAUCUACCUGGUACAUUAGUAGAUUUACCAGCAUUAUCGGAAAAAGAUAAAAAUGAUCUUUUGUUUGGUAUUGAACAACAAAUUGAUAUUGUUUUUGCAUCAUUCAUUCGUAAUGCUGAUGGUGUUAAAGUUAUAAGAGAUUUUUUGAAACAAAAUGGUGGUGAAACAAUUAAAAUAAUAUCGAAAAUUGAAAAUCAUGAAGGUGUUAAAAAAAUUGAUGAAAUUCUUGAAAUUAGUGAUGGUAUUAUGGUAGCACGUGGUGAUCUUGGUAUUGAAAUACCACCGGAAAAAGUUCUUUUAGCACAUAAAAUGAUGAUAGCUAAAUGUAAUACGGCUGGUAAAUCGGUAAUUUGUGCAACACAUAUGCUAGAAAGUAUGAUUAAAAAACCAAGACCAACACGUGCUGAAGUAUCGGAUGUUGCAAAUGCUGUAUUGGAUGGAUCGGAUUGUGUUAUGUUAUCCGGUGAAUCGGCUAAAGGAAAUUAUCCAAUUGAAUCCGUUCAAAUGAUGCAUCGUAUUUGUUUGGAAGCUGAAGCAGCUAUACAUUCAAGAAAUUUAUUUCAUGAACUUGAUUAUAUGACACCACCACCAACAAAUGCAACAACAGCAACAGCUAUUGCAGCUGUUUGUGCAUCAUUAAAAGUUGAAGCUUCGGCCAUUAUUGUCAUUACAUCGACCGGGCAAAGUGCUUAUACAGUGGCUAAAUAUCGACCAAGAUGUCCAAUAAUUGCCAUAUCAAGAAGUAGACAAGUUUCACAGCAGGCACAUCUUUUCCGUGGAUUAUUACCAAUUUAUUAUACACAACCACGUAAAGAAGAAUGGACAAAUGAUAUGGAUGCUAGAAUUGAAUUUGGUAUUCAAUAUGGAAGGAAACGUGGUUUUAUUCAAUCAGGUGAUUCAGUUGUAUUGAUAACUGGUUGGCGACAAGGUUCUGGUUAUACAAAUACAAUGCGUAUAAUUACUGAUUUACCUUGAUCAUUAUAAUGAAACAAAUUUUUAAAUUUUUCUUUUUUUCAAUUUAUAAAUCUAACAAUCAAAAAAAAAAACAAAUAAAUUUACAAAUUAGAAAUUCCGU